Messenger RNA from Dipodomys ordii (Ord's kangaroo rat), 2893 nucleotides. RefSeq names its product galactosidase, beta 1-like 2 (gene Glb1l2). Gene Ontology annotation, molecular function: beta-galactosidase activity. Gene Ontology annotation, biological process: carbohydrate metabolic process. Bases 34 to 1944 code for a protein of 636 amino acids. Gene Ontology annotation, cellular component: vacuole. Lineage: Eukaryota; Metazoa; Chordata; Mammalia; Rodentia; Heteromyidae. The transcript has 19 exons. The record is from RefSeq and is a predicted model, not a curated record.
GAACCUGGGUCUUCUGCGUGCAAGCAACGCGCGAUGACCACGUGGAGCCUCCGGCGGAGGCCCAGCCGCACACUCGGACUCCUGCUGCUGGUUAUCUUGAGCUUUCUGGUGCUCCGCAGGUUGGACUGGAGCACUCUCAUUCCUCCAUGGCUCCGGCAUCGGCAGUUGGGGCUGCAAGCCAAAGGGCAGAACUUCAUGCUGGAGGACUCCACCUUCUGGAUCUUCGGGGGCUCCAUACACUAUUUCCGUGUACCUAAGGAAUACUGGAGGGACCGCUUGCUUAAGAUGAGAGCCUGUGGCUUGAAUACCCUCACCACUUAUGUUCCAUGGAACCUCCAUGAGCCAGAAAGAGGCAAAUUCAACUUCUCUGGGAACCUGGACCUUGAGGCUUUUAUCUUGAUGGCUGCAGAGAUUGGGCUGUGGGUGAUUCUGCGACCAGGCCCCUACAUCUGCAGUGAGAUCGACCUCGGGGGCUUGCCCAGCUGGCUACUCCAAGAUCCUAGCAUGAAGCUGAGAACAACUUACAAGGGCUUCACAGAAGCAGUAGACCUCUACUUUGAUCACCUGAUGUCCAGGGUAGUCCCACUCCAGUACAAGCACGGAGGACCCAUCAUUGCUGUGCAAGUGGAGAAUGAAUAUGGUUCUUAUAACAAAGACCCUGCCUACAUGCCUUACAUCAAGAAGGCCUUGGAGAACCGUGGUAUCAUAGAGCUGCUCUUCACUUCAGACAACAAGGAUGGCUUGAUGAAGGGAGUGGUCCAGGGAGUGCUGGCCACCAUCAACUUACAGUCACAAAACGAGCUGCAGUUACUGACUACCUUUCUCUUAAGCGUGCAGGGUAUUCAGCCCAAAAUGGUGACAGAGUACUGGACGGGGUGGUUCGACUCAUGGGGAGGCCCACACAAUAUCCUGGAUUCCUCUGAGGUUUUAGAGACAGUGUCUGCCAUCAUCGAUGCCGGCUCCUCCAUCAACCUCUACAUGUUCCACGGAGGCACCAAUUUUGGCUUCAUCAAUGGAGCCAUGCAUUUUCAUGAAUAUAAGUCCGAUGUCACCAGCUAUGACUACGAUGCUGUGUUGACGGAGGCCGGAGAUUACACUGCAAAGUACUCCAAGCUUCGAGAUUUCUUCGGCUCCUUCUCAGGUGCCCCUCUUCCUCCCCCACCAGAGCUUCUUCCCAAGAUGUCCUACGAGCCAGUGAUGCCCUCUUUCUACUUGUCACUAUGGGAUGCCCUUAAAUACAUGGGGGAGCCAAUCAAGUCUGAAAACCCGAUCAACAUGGAGAACCUGCCAGUAAAUGAUGGGAAUGGACAGGCCUUUGGGUACAUUCUGUAUGAGACCACCAUCACCACAUCCGGUAUCCUCAGCGGUGUUGCGUAUGAUCGGGGGCAGGUAUUUGUGAACACAGUGUCUGUUGGCUUCUUGGACUAUAAAACGACGAAGAUUACUAUCCCCUUGAUCCAGGGUUACACCGUGCUGAGGAUCUUGGUGGAGAAUCGUGGGCGAGUCAAUUAUGGAAAUAAUAUUGAUGACCAGCGCAAAGGCUUAAUUGGGAAUCUCUAUCUGAAUAAUUCUCCCUUGAAGAACUUCAGAAUCUAUAGCCUGGAUAUGAAAAAGAACUUCUUUCAGAGGUUGGACAUCAACAAAUGGGACACUCUCCCACAAACUCCUACAUACCCUGCAUUCUUCUUGGGUGGCUUGUCGGUUGGCCUUUCCCCUUUGGACACGUUCCUGAAGAUGGAGGGCUGGGAGAAGGGGGUUGUAUUCAUUAAUGGCCAAAACCUUGGACGUUACUGGAACAUUGGACCCCAGGAGACCCUCUACCUCCCAGGUGUCUGGCUGAAGAAAGGAAUCAACCAGGUCAUCAUUUUUGAGGAGAUGACGGCAGGCCCUGUGGUCCAGUCCACUGACACCCCCCACCUGGGCAGGAACCAGUACGUUCACUGAGCAGAAGUCUCCAGUCCCUCCUGCCCUGCUCUACAGAAGAGCCUCUUUAAGUAACCACUUCAGGGAGCCAAGAACUACAGCCAGCCCCCCACCUGGGUGACUGAAGAGAAAGGUGGGGUGGCCUACGAUGGAGGACUUCCUCAUAUCUAGAUGAUUCUCAGUCUGGCAUGAUGGAUCGCACCUUUUGCUGCUUCCCUGAUCUUCCAGGGAGGCUGGAUGGAUGUCUCUGAGAGGAUGGGCGUGUUUAGUCAGAUCACCAAGGUGGGUAGGGAGGGAGUACCUGAGGCUCUCAGAAAAGGUGCUGAAGCUGGGUAGGUGGCACCCUGCUCUGAAAGUUGAUGCCUUGCUGGCUGCAUGCUGGACACAGGUAGGCUUUCCAGCAGGGUGUGGCUGUGGCUACCAUAGCCUCUUUUGCUCCUGAAAUUGUGCACUUGGCACUAUUUGUAGAAGAUAGAGAAGUGGGUGUCUCUCACCCUGGUUGACUUUACUCAUUCUUCAUCACACACUGGGAUCCUGGAAGAAACUCCACUUGAGAAACACGUGCUUUCUCCUCAUUCCCUUCUCAGUGUAUCUGGUAGGAGGACAAACUGAGCUUAAGAGAAACAAAAAUACUCAGGCACUUAUUUUCUGAAUUAGAGCAUUUGCAUUUGUACUCAACGAGGAGGAAUACUAAUUGAGGACGGAUUGUGGGUACCAGAAGAAACCACUCCACAUCAGUACUUUGGGAGGGAAAAUCCCAGAUAAGUGGUAUUGGACAGAUGGUGUCUAUCUUAGAAGUUUAGAGUAGCCACGAGGCCUACAGGCUCAGCUCAGGCCUUGCCUGCAGCUCAAUGGACUCUUUUCUUGGUGACCAAGCAACAGGGAGGAGAGCUAGCCUUCUGUCUGAAUGUCCAAACUGGAGGCUCUUACUUUAGAGAUUCAGUGGUUUGUCUCAGGUUUGCUGUCUUGA